CCACCCCGGUUCUGUGUUGCUGGCCCUUUAAGGAAGCCGGCCCCUCCCUCGUCCGCGCCGGCCCCCGCCUCCACGCCAGCCUCGGAGCGGUUAAAGGGCGCCGCGUCUUUUGCGCCUUGCUGCCCUCGAAGCCUGGUACGCGAGCGAUGGCGCUGCUGGCGGCGCGGAGAUUCCCUGCGGGAGCGAUGGUCGCAGCCGUUGCGCGGAGUCUCGUGGGCCAGCGCCUCACUUCCCCCCGGGGAGCCAGCCUGCCCCAGCGGCGCUCCUGUGCCCGCUCCGCCCAGCGCCAGGGGCUGCUCUUCCGACAGUUAUUUGAAGAAGAGAGCUUCACGUACACCUACCUGCUGGCAGAUACGAAAACCAAGGAGGCGGUUCUGAUCGACCCCGUCCUGGAGACGGCCAAGCGGGAUUCAAUGCUGGUGAAGCAACUGGGCUUGAAUUUGCUCUUUGCUGUUAAUACUCAUUGCCACGCUGACCAUAUCACAGGCACCGGACUCCUGAAACAGUUGCUACCAGGAUGUCGUAGCGUUAUAUCCCGGGAGAGCGGAGCCUCUGCUGACCUCCUGAUCAAGGAAGGACACACGCUUACAUUUGGGGCUUUCGCUCUGGAACCUCGCUCCACCCCUGGGCACACAGAUGGCUGCCUGACCUACGUGCUGAAUGACAAGAGCAUGGCUUUCACUGGGGAUGCCUUGCUAAUCCGGGGCUGUGGCCGGACAGACUUCCAGCAGGGCUCGCCAGAGACCCUCUAUCGCUCCGUCCAUGAGAAAAUCUUCACACUCCCUGGUGACUGUCUAGUCUACCCUGCCCAUGACUAUACUGGCCAGACGGUCUCUACAGUGGAAGAAGAACGAACCCUGAAUCCUCGUCUGACCUUGUCCAAAGAGGAAUUUGUGGAAUUGAUGAAGAAUCUGAACUUGCCCAAACCCAAACAGAUCGAUCUUGCAGUACCUGCUAACCUCAAGUGUGGGAUUCAAGAUGUACCAUCCUAGCCUCUUCCUCUAGGCUGUGCCUGAUCCACCGGGAUUACAGCUUCUGAAUCAUUUCAAGGGGGUCUCCACAGCGAUUGCUUCAGAGAGUGUAAACAACUGUCUUAGCAUUCGCUCUGCCCUAAUCGGUGAGAGAAGAUGGCAGUUGCUUGGAGCAGCAAGUGCAUAGUUGGAUCAUGCCCCUUCCCCCACACCCUGGUAUCCUGAUGAAGAAGCAUUAAUCUCUUAGGGGGCUCCCUUCUUUGGUCUGUUUUUCAUUAUCUCUUUGCACUGUCCACGGUCUCCGUUAUGUCCCUUUCAAAUUAUUGCACUGUGUUGAUGUUGCCCUCGGGAGUGGGCGACUCCAGUUUCCAGCUUCUCCCCUUUCCUGGAUCAGAAGGCGGAGAGACCUUUGUACUGUGAAUGUUUGAAACUCAGGGUGAGGGAACUUGGCGUGUAAGGCUCCUUGUUUCUAAUAAAGUAAAUAUUUUUUGUU
This is a messenger RNA of Hemicordylus capensis (graceful crag lizard), 1464 nucleotides long. It is a transcript of the gene ETHE1, whose product is annotated as ETHE1 persulfide dioxygenase. The coding region runs from base 147 to 992 and encodes 281 amino acids. Gene Ontology annotation, molecular function: sulfur dioxygenase activity. Gene Ontology annotation, biological process: hydrogen sulfide metabolic process; glutathione metabolic process. Lineage: Eukaryota; Metazoa; Chordata; Lepidosauria; Squamata; Cordylidae. The transcript has 7 exons. The record is from RefSeq and is a predicted model, not a curated record.